AGGUCUUGAGCCAAGGCUUGCAAGCUAGCGAUACGAGCGGGGUUCAAUAUCGUCACUCAGCUUGAGAAGCAACCAAAGCGACAAGGCGAAGCGUGUUUUGUGGCAUUUCAAGAUACGUGACCCAUAAUGGACGAUUGUGGUAGAUGAGAAAGCAAGAAGCCAGUCACUCACCAAGCGAAAGGUAACCGCUGUUGCUCGUGCCAGACCCGCCCAAAACGUCAUAGUCUCAACCGACCAAACCAUCCAACAUAGUACUCGCCAGUAACAUUGAGGUCAACAAUACUCUUUCAGUCACUUGAUCAUUUCCUCCAUCCCUUAUUACAAGAGUUUCCGCUCUUUGAGCCAGACUAUCAGAAAUACGUACGUGGCCACAAAGUCAUGGGUCGCACCGAAAAAUCGCAGGGUUUAGCGCCACCCGCCAUCCGCAAGGAUAUUCGAGCCAAACAGGCGCGGCAUAUCGUCAACAAAGUUGUCCCAGCAAUCUUGACGUCAAAUACAAGAGCCAGGAGAGGUGCGGACGGAAGUGAGCUUAUUACGAACCCUGGACCGAUUGGAACAGUGGGGCAGGAGAGAGGGAGUAGGGACAGUGCACGUGUUGAGGUUGGCAAAGAGACGGAAUAUGUAAAGAGGAAGGGACAAGGAAGAAGAAAGGCCAAAGGCGCGAGGCUUGAAGAAGAAGAGGCGGAUGGCAGGAAUGGUGAAAAGAGUGGUGAUAUGGGGAAGGAUGCUGGUAAAGGUAAGGGAAAAGCAAAAGGCAAGAAACAGAAUGAUGCUCUCAAGGAAGAAAUUUCAUACCUCAACUCGAAGACAGCUGUUACGCCACCACCUGUUUUGCCGAGCAAACAACGCAGUAUACGAAUCGUAGCCACAGAUAGCCUUACAGCUGCACAUAUGCUUUCUCACCCAUCUCUGUACAACGAAUCUGCCACUUCCGCGCCGAAACAGCUGUCCAAGAAACAACCAAAUACAUGUAUCCUAAACAUGGCCUCUCCCCUCCGCCCAGGUGGCGGCCUCCUAACGGGCGCCACCUCCGCCGAAGAAUCCCUUUGCGCGCGUACAACACUACUCCCUUCACUCAAGGAAUCAUUCUACCGCCUUCCAGAAUAUGGUGGCAUCUACACACACGACGUACUUGUGUUUCGAUCUGCCCUUCCGCUCGGCGACAACGCCGGUGAGCUGCCUCCCACCGAGCGCUGGUACGUUGACGUUAUCAGUGCGGGAAUGCUGCGCUUCCCCGAACUAGAGGGGGAAGAAGAUGAAGAGAAGAGGCUAAGUAAGAAGGACAGAGAGGUUGUUGAAGCGAAGAUACGAGGUGUUCUGAGGAUAGCGGAACAGAAGGAAGUGAAGGGGUUGGUGCUCGGAGCUUGGGGCAUUGGAGCUUAUGGAAAUCCAGUGAAAGAUAUCGCAAAGGCUUUUGCAAAGGUUUUGGGUGUUGGUUCUUCAUCGUCAGCGUCCACCGGAAAGAAGAAUAGCAAGUCGCCAUCGGUGGGUAUCGAGGCAUUUCCGGCCAUUGAAAACAUCAUGUUUGCGAUUCCCAAUCGUAAAAUUGCUAGCGAUUUUGCUGCAGCGUUUGGUGGCAGCAUUCAGGUCGAAGACGGCCCCGGCGCUUCGAGCAGCGAUGACGACAACGAGGACGGCGAGGAAGAUGAAGUGGCAGAGGAACUGAGAAACAAGAUACAAGAGAUGGAAGGUCAAAUCAGUAAGGUUUGGAACCCAGACCUGAAGGCGAGGCUGAGCUCUAUACUGGAAGGCUUGAAAGCGCAAUUGAGAGAGAGAGAAGGCACACCCGGAAUGAGUAGUAUUGAUGGUGAUGAUGAGGACGAAGAAGGGGAAAUUGAAGGGAGCGAGGAAGAGGGAGAAGGCGAUGACACAGAAGACGAAAUCCGCUCGUAUGGGAGUAAUGAGAUUGGCUGUUACCACCCGAACCCUCACGACUGGUAAUAAGAACCAGUACACUGCUAGUAAGAAUAUAUUGAUGGGUAUCUCAAAAUUUCUAUCUUCUAAAAGUCUCUUUUAUACAGCA
Alternaria alternata is the source of this 2023-nucleotide messenger RNA. RefSeq lists its product as hypothetical. Lineage: Eukaryota; Fungi; Ascomycota; Dothideomycetes; Pleosporales; Pleosporaceae. The record is from RefSeq and is a predicted model, not a curated record. The coding region runs from base 379 to 1941 and encodes 520 amino acids. The transcript has a single exon.